CGCUCCGCUCCGCCACCACCAGCAACAGCAGCAGCAGCAGUAGCAGCAGCCAUGGCCGAAAUCAAGACGGGCAUCUUCGCCAAAAACGUGCAGAAGAGGCUGAGCCGCGCGCAGGAGAAGGUCCUGCAGAAGCUGGGAAAGGCCGACGAGACGAAAGAUGAGCAGUUUGAGCAAUGCGUUCAGAACUUCAAGAGGCAAGAGACUGAGGGCUCGCGUCUCCAGAGGGAGAUGAAGGCCUACCUGACUGCUGUGAAAGGGAUGCAGCAGGCCUCCAUGAAUCUGACCGAGUCGCUGCACGAGGUCUACGAGCCAGACUGGUACGGGAAGGAUGACGUCAUGACCAUUGGGAAGAGCUGCGAUGCCCUCUGGGAGGAUUUCCAUCAGAAGCUGGUGGACUCGUCGCUCAUCACCCUGGACACGUACCUCGCCCAGUUCCCUGACAUCAAAAACCGUGUGGCGAAGAGGAGCAGGAAGCUGAUAGACUAUGACAGUGCAAGGCACCACUUGGAGACCCUGCAGGCUGGGACUAUAAGGAAUGAACGUAAAAUCUCCAAGGCAGAGGAGGAGUUCCAGAAAGCACAGAAGGUGUUUGAUGAGCUCAAUGUGGACUUGCAGGAGGAGCUGCCAUCUCUCUGGGAGAGCCGGGUGGGAUUUUACGUGAACACGUUCAAGAACAUCACAAACCUGGAGUCUAAGUUCCACAGAGAAAUAGCCAUGCUGUGCCACAAGCUGUACGAGGUGAUGACCAAGCUGGGAGAACAGCACUCGGACAAGAUGUUCACCAUCCAGGGAGCUCCAAGUGAUUCAGGACCCCUGCGACUGGCCAGGACCCCAUCGCCCACUGAGGACGAGUCCCCACCGGGCAGCCCCGAGGCGGCGCCAAACCACACAUUACGGCCCACGUCACCUGGCCCGCCCCGGCCCAAGUCGCCCUCGCAGCUUAAGAAGGGGCCACCAGUACCACCCCCACCCAAGGUCACGCCCACCAAGGAGUUGCACCAGGAACAGAUCAUAAACCUGUUUGAUGACAACUUUGUCCCAGAGAUCAGCGUAACCGUACCCGCACAGAAAGAGUCUGUCGCGGAGUCUCUCCUGGACUUGGACUUCGACCCAUUCAAACCUGAUGCCACCACCCCCAUCGGACAGACGCAGUCGCCCAUCUCUCAGACUCUGCCUUGGGACCUCUGGACGACGACCGCUGCUCCUGCACAGCCUGUGUCCAACAAUGCUUUUAAUGGAUUCUCUCAGCUGGACUCAGGACCCCCCUUUACUGCCGAUUUUGAUAAGAUGGCAGAAGCAGAGGUAGAGGCAGCAGCCGCCGCCCCAGAGUCGGAGGCGGCCCCCGAGUCGCAGGUCGAAGCGACUCCUGCGCCAGAGGCUGAGGUCACCCGCUCUUCUGAGGUUGCGGAGGGCACCGAGGUCACAGAGGUGGCAGAGGUCACCGAGGUCACCGAGGUCUCCGAGGUCACGGAGACAGCAGAGACUGAAACAGGCGCCGAAGCCAGUCCUCCCGCUGAGAAGGCUGCGGAGGCUCCCGAGGCACAGCCGUCGGAGCUGCCCGUGAGUCCAGAGUCAGAGUCUGCUGAGAUACCCCCACCUGGCGAUGGCGAGAACGAGCCCUCCAAUGAGGCGGCACCGGACGCAGCCCCGACCUCGGAGGCCGACAAGGGCUCCCCUCCUGCUGAGGCUCCGGCCUCAGCUGUGCCGCUGGAGCCCCCGAACGAGCAGACCCCGAGCGCUGAGCCCGCGCUUGAGGACACCAACAGUACCGAAGGUGCUGAAGACUCAGAGGCCAAGGAGGAGAAGAUGCCAAUCCCCUCGGUCGUCAUCGAACCCGCCUCCAGCAACGAGGGCGACGACGACCGCGACGGUGACAUAACCUCGCCCAGCGGAGUCAGCGACAAUGGAGUGACGCCCGAGAGCCAGACCACUGCUCCCGGCCUUCCUCCUGGAUUCCUCUACAAGGUGGAGGUUCUGCACGAUUUCGAGGCGGCCAACUCUGACGAGUUGGACCUGAAGAGAGGCGAUCUCGUCCUGGUUGUCCCCACAGAACUGGCCGAAGACCAGGACGCCGGUUGGCUCACAGGACUCAAGGAAGCUGACUGGUUGCAGCAAGGCAGCAGCGCCCAGAAGGGACUCUUUCCGGAAAACUUCACUCAGCGCUUAGAGUAGCCUGUGGGGUCGAGGAGGAGCAGCAGCAGCCGCGACCCAGGUGACCUCUCCACGAAACCAAGCAUGGAAACCGCAGCCCGCCUCACCUUUGGAGACGUCUAUAUCAGAUCACGGCGGACCUUGAUUUUUUUUGGAGGAGGAGAACAACGAGUGGUUGAAGAAUCAGACCCUGCGCGGAAAUACCCGAGGAAAAGUGCUACGAUAAAACAGCGGAGCGCAAAGAACCGGCUCUCCAACCUUCCUCUGGAUCCGAGAGCCAAAAGCGUUCGUCUCUAUACCUGUAAACGGCAGCAAAAAAAAAAGAUGUGUGCUUUGUCCGAGCGAUGGUGACCUCCAUAUGUAACCCCUGUCUGUGAAAUGAAAAACAACAAGAGAAAUUAAUUAUAUGGAAAAAAAAACUUAUCUUCUUUGCACAAAGUGUAUUGUAUCAAUUUUGUUUGAUCAGCAACCGGUAGUUGUAGCGUAUUCAACGUGGUACAGACUUUUAAAAUGUUUUUAUUUUAGACAUAAAUGUUAAAUUUGAUCAUUGUUAGUGUUCACGGUAGUUUCAUUGCUCAACGUGUGAGGCUAAGGUAAUACUCGGCAUAUUCGGUGUUUCACUUUGUUCAUGGACAAGAUUUGUUGGUCUUUUACAUUGCUCUUUUUUUGCCAAACGAAGUUUUAAAAGAAAAAGAACCUAAAUUCUGGCGUAUUAUUAAUGAGAUAUAAUGUAUGGGAUGUUAAGGAGACCCUUUUCCAAUCUCUCCUCCCCAGUGUACCCCUUACCCAGUAUCCACCGGUGCAUAUAUCCUACAGUCAAAGUUACGCUGCGGAACCGUAUAAAGGUGUUAAAUGGUGAAUGGCGUUUUACCUUACAAUAUACUGUACUUUAAUUUUGCAUUUGUGUGUCUGUGUGUAUCUGUGUGUGUGUGUGUGUGUGUGUGUGUGUGUGUGUGAGUCAGAUCUCUGGGAGGGUGAAAAACCAGGUAUGCAAUACAUGUUCCUGAGCAGAACACACAUCCUAAGUUCACACUGAAAUCACCACCAUUCCAGUCCCUAUAUAUACUCCCCCCCCAGCCCCCAGCCACCAAUAAAGUAGAACAUUUUAUUAUGUAUACAUCCAUGUUUAUUUAUCUAAAGAUGAAUAAAGAGUAGAUGGUAUUACUGA
Scleropages formosus (Asian bonytongue) is the source of this 3319-nucleotide messenger RNA. It is a transcript of the gene amph, whose product is annotated as amphiphysin. NCBI's taxonomy places the organism in Eukaryota, Metazoa, Chordata, Actinopteri, Osteoglossiformes, Osteoglossidae. Gene Ontology annotation, molecular function: protein binding; phospholipid binding. Bases 52 to 2172 code for a protein of 706 amino acids. The transcript is spliced from 25 exons. Gene Ontology annotation, cellular component: synaptic vesicle; plasma membrane; cytoplasm. The record is from RefSeq and is a predicted model, not a curated record. Gene Ontology annotation, biological process: synaptic vesicle endocytosis.